UUAUUUUAUAAUUUGUUUGUUUUAAAUCUAUACACAAAUUAAUAUAUUACAAGACUAAACAAUAUACAUAAAUAAUUAAUACAUAAAGGUUGAUCCUAUCAAAAAUUAAAAUCAAAAACCAACUCAAAUAAUUAAGGAAAUGAGUACGGACAUAAAUGGCCACAAUAAUCCAGCAUAUGUUACUGGUGAUGAUGAAAAAAAUACAACAGAUAAAUCAAAACAUGGCCUAGAAUUAACAGAAAAAGGUCAAUGUUAUACAGAUGAUUAUGAUCCAUAUAAACAUCGAAAAGUUGAACAUCCGACAACAAAUUCUGAAACGUUAUUUCAUCUUUUAAAAGGUUCUCUUGGAACUGGUAUAUUGGCAAUGCCAAAUGCUUUUCGAAAUGCUGGUUAUAUUACUGGUUCUAUAGGAACUGUUGUUAUUGGAAUUAUUUGUACAUAUUGUAUACAUUUACUUAUAAAAGCUGAAUAUGAAUUAUGCAAAAGAAAGAAGAUUCCAAGUAUGUCAUAUCCAGAGGUAGCCGAAACAGCAUUAUCUGAUGGACCAUCUUGGCUUAGAUGGUUAUCACCAUAUAUUGCAAAUAUCGUCAAUACAUUCUUAUUAAUAUAUCAGUUGGGAACAUGUUGUGUCUAUGUUGUAUUUGUUGCGUCAAAUAUAAAAUCUAUAGCUGAUUUUUACGUUGAUGAUUCAAUAGAUGUUAGAAUGUAUAUGUUAAUUAUUCUUAUACCAUUAAUUUUAAUUAAUUGGGUACGUAAUCUUAAAUAUUUGGCACCAUUUUCAACGAUAGCAAAUGCUGUAACUUUAGUAUCAUUUGGUAUUAUUUGUUAUUAUAUAUUCCGUGAACCAAUAAGUACUGAAGGUAAAGAUCCAUUUGGUACAUUAAAAGGAUUUCCAUUAUUCUUUGGAACAGUUUUAUUUGCUUUAGAAGCUAUAGGAGUUAUUUUACCACUUGAAAAUGAAAUGAAGACACCGAAAAAUUUUGGUGGAAGUUGUGGAGUUUUAAAUAGUGCAAUGGUUUUGAUAGUUAUUUUAUAUGUUGGAAUGGGUUUAUUCGGUUAUUUAAAUUAUGGUGAUAAAGUUGAAGGAUCAAUUACAUUGAAUUUGCCAUCAGAUGAAGGACUAUCUCAAGCUGUGAAAGGAAUGCUAGCUUUCGCUAUCUAUAUUACACAUGGUUUAGCUUGUUAUGUUGCUAUUGAUAUUACGUGGAACCAUUAUGUUAACAAAGGACUUCGUAUUACAUCAAAAACUGUAUUUUGGGAAUACGUUUGUAGAACUGGAUUAGUUUUAGUAACAUUUUUACUUGCCGUUGCAAUUCCAAAUUUGGAACUUUUCAUAUCAUUAUUUGGUGCAUUAUGUUUAUCAGCACUUGGUUUAGCAUUACCAGCUUUUAUUGAAAUUUGUACAUAUUGGUAUCAAAGAAAAGGAUUAGCAAGAGUGUGGCUUAUUGGUAGUAAUGUUAUAAUUGUUAUUGUUGGUAUUUUAGGAUUAGUUAUCGGAACAUAUACAUCAAUGGCGGAAAUCGUUCAUACUUUCUUCUAGUCUUCAUAUUAAAUUAUAAAAAUAAAUGAAUAUUAUUAUUGUGUACAUGUUAAUUAGACUUAAAUUAUUAUUAGAUAUUAUAUAUGUAUAUGUAGUAUAACUUACUAUAUAUAUAUAAUUUAUAUUAAGAUAUAAAAAUAUUGUAUUUAAAUAUAAAUAAACAAAUUAUAUGUAUUUAUAAUUACAAAAUCAUUCCUAUAAAGUUAUGAACAGUAUCUAAAUUAGUAUGUGAUAAUGUUAUAAUAACUUUAUUCAUUAAGUUUCUUAUUUAUAAGAA
Molecule: messenger RNA, 1817 nt
Organism: Condylostylus longicornis
Lineage: Eukaryota; Metazoa; Arthropoda; Insecta; Diptera; Dolichopodidae
Product: proton-coupled amino acid transporter-like protein CG1139
Exons: 8
Coding region: 140-1540 (466 amino acids)
Biological process (GO): amino acid transmembrane transport
Cellular component (GO): vacuolar membrane
Molecular function (GO): amino acid transmembrane transporter activity
Source: RefSeq, a predicted model, not a curated record